This is a messenger RNA of Cyclospora cayetanensis, 1896 nucleotides long. Its product is annotated as endoplasmic reticulum chaperone BiP. The transcript has 4 exons. Gene Ontology annotation, molecular function: ATP hydrolysis activity; misfolded protein binding; ATP binding. The record is from RefSeq and is a predicted model, not a curated record. Gene Ontology annotation, biological process: protein refolding; endoplasmic reticulum unfolded protein response; cellular response to unfolded protein. NCBI's taxonomy places the organism in Eukaryota, Apicomplexa, Conoidasida, Eucoccidiorida, Eimeriidae. Bases 220 to 1896 code for a protein of 558 amino acids. Gene Ontology annotation, cellular component: nucleus; cytoplasm; endoplasmic reticulum lumen.
GCAGUGAAGGAUGUUGUCAUUGGCAUUGAUCUCGGUACCACUUACUCGUGUGUGGGGGUGUACCGCCACGGAAGAGUUGAUAUUAUUCCGAAUGACCAAGGAAACCGCAUUACUCCUAGCUACGUGUCUUUUUCCGAUGAUGAAAGGAAAAUCGGGGAGGCUGCCAAGAACGACGCAGCCGAUAACCCGUCAAAUACCAUUUUCGACGUGAAGCGCCUCAUGGGGCGCCGUUUCAACGAGCCACAAGUGCAAUCCGACAUGAAACUGCUGCCUUAUGAGAUCAUUAAUAAAGAUGGAAAGCCCUACAUUAGAGUCAAUGUUCAGGGCCAACAGAAGGAGCUUGCUCCAGAGGAGGUGUCUGCCAUGGUGUUGGGCAAGAUGAAGCAAGUGGCCGAGAACUAUUUGGGAAGAGAAGUAAAAAAUGCGGUUGUUACUGUUCCUGCAUAUUUCAAUGAUGCACAACGCCAAGCAACAAAGGACGCAGGCGCAAUCGCGGGGCUUAAUGUAAUCCGUAUCCUCAAUGAGCCCACUGCGGCUGCUAUUGCAUAUGGAUUGGACAAGAAGGACGAGAAGACCAUUUUGGUCUACGAUCUUGGUGGUGGUACCUUCGAUGUCUCUGUCUUGGUCAUCGACAACGGCGUGUUCGAGGUCCACGCCACAGAAGGUGACACUCAUCUUGGUGGUGAGGACUUUGACCAGCGUGUGAUGGAUUAUUUCCUCAAGAUAAUUCAGAAGAAGUAUAAGACGGAUCUUAAGCAAAACAAGGGCGCCCUUCAGCAACUCAGAGGAGCAGUUGAACGGGCAAAGCGUGCCUUGUCGUCCUCUCACCAGGUCAACGUGGAAGUUGAGGGCCUCAUCGACGGCCAGGACUUUUCCGAGACUCUGACUCGUGCAAAAUUCGAGGAGCUCAAUGCCGAUUUGUUUCAGAAUACUCUCAAGCCCGUCAAAAAGGUGCUUGAAGACGCUGAUCUCAAAAAAUCCCAGAUUGACGAAAUUGUCCUGGUUGGAGGUUCGACGCGUAUCCCCAAGAUUCAGCAGCUCAUCAAGGACUUCUUUAACGGCAAAGAGCCCAACCGUGGCGUGAAUCCGGAUGAAGCUGUAGCCUAUGGGGCCGCUGUACAGGCUGGUAUUCUCUCCGGCGAGGGAACACAGGACAUGGUCCUCCUUGACGUUACCCCUCUUACUUUGGGCAUCGAGACUGCUGGCGGUGUCAUGGCUAAGGUCAUCAACAAGAACACAGUCAUACCCACCAAAAAGACGCAGACAUUCUCGACGUACUCUGACAACCAACCCGCGGUUCUUAUACAGGUUUACGAGGGUGAGCGCCCAAUGACUAAGAAUAACCACCUUCUUGGCAGAUUUGAGCUUACCGGAAUUCCCCCUGCUCCCCGGGGCGUUCCCCAGAUCGACGUUACCUUUGACGUUGACAGGAAUGGCAUUUUGAAUGUUAGUGCCGUCGAUAAGGGUACUGGCAAGAAGGAGCACAUCACCAUCACAAAUGACAAGGGCAGGUUAACACCAGAGGAGAUAGAGCGGAUGAUUCACGAUGCAGAGAAAUUUGCAGACGAGGACAGGAAAGUCAAGGAGAGAGUUGACGGCCGCAACGCUCUAGAGGGUUAUCUACACUCCAUGAAAUCUACUGUCGAAGACAAGGACAAGCUCGCCGAUAAGAUCGAAGACGACGACAAGAAGACGAUCAUGGACAAAAUUACCGAGGCCAACGAAUGGCUCGUUGCAAAUCCCGAGGCUGACGGUGAGGAACUCCGCGACAAGCUCAAGGAAGUGGAAGGCGUGUGCAACCCUAUCAUUUCAAAGGUGUAUGGUCAGACAGGUGGAGAAUCCGAUUCAGGGUAUUCAUCCUCCGAUGAUGACUAUAGCAGCCAUGAUGAGCUAUAA